Molecule: messenger RNA, 1521 nt
Organism: Sinocyclocheilus anshuiensis
Lineage: Eukaryota; Metazoa; Chordata; Actinopteri; Cypriniformes; Cyprinidae
Product: polyubiquitin-C
Molecular function (GO): protein binding
Source: RefSeq, a predicted model, not a curated record
UCUUAGAUUCGCUCCCGUGACGAGAAGAAAGAGACUCACGCAUUCCGCACUCUUCCAGAAAAGAACAUUUGUUUCGUAAAGAUGCAGAUCUUUGUGAAGACGCUGACUGGCAAGACCAUCACCCUCGAGGUUGAGCCCAGCGACACCAUUGAGAAUGUGAAAGCUAAAAUCCAAGACAAGGAAGGCAUUCCUCCUGACCAGCAGCGUCUGAUCUUCGCUGGCAAGCAGCUGGAAGAUGGACGCACCCUGUCCGACUACAACAUCCAGAAGGAGUCCACUCUCCACCUGGUGCUCCGCCUCAGGGGAGGCAUGCAGAUCUUCGUCAAGACGCUGACUGGCAAGACCAUCACCCUCGAGGUUGAGCCCAGCGACACCAUUGAGAACGUCAAGGCCAAGAUCCAGGAUAAGGAAGGCAUUCCUCCUGACCAGCAGCGUCUGAUCUUCGCUGGCAAGCAGCUGGAAGAUGGACGCACCCUGUCCGACUACAACAUCCAGAAGGAGUCCACUCUCCACCUGGUGCUCCGUCUGAGAGGUGGUAUGCAGAUCUUCGUGAAGACCUUGACUGGCAAGACCAUCACCCUCGAGGUUGAGCCCAGCGACACCAUUGAGAACGUCAAGGCCAAGAUCCAGGAUAAGGAAGGCAUUCCUCCUGACCAGCAGCGUUUGAUCUUCGCCGGCAAACAGUUGGAAGAUGGACGCACUCUGUCCGACUACAACAUCCAGAAAGAGUCCACCCUCCAUCUUGUCCUGCGUGUGAAGACCUUGACUGGUAAAACCAUCACCCUCGAGGUUGAGCCCAGCGACACCAUAGAGAACGUCAAGGCCAAGAUCCAGGACAAGGAAGGCAUUCCUCCUGACCAGCAGCGUCUGAUCUUUGCUGGUAAGCAGCUGGAAGAUGGACGCACCCUGUCCGACUACAACAUCCAGAAGGAGUCCACUCUCCACCUGGUGCUCCGUCUGAGAGGUGGUAUGCAGAUCUUCGUCAAGACGCUGACUGGCAAGACCAUCACUUUGGAAGUUGAGCCCAGUGACACCAUUGAGAACGUCAAGGCCAAGAUCCAGGACAAGGAAGGCAUUCCUCCUGAUCAGCAGCGUCUGAUCUUCGCUGGCAAGCAGCUGGAGGAUGGACGCACCCUGUCUGACUACAACAUCCAGAAGGAGUCCACUCUCCACCUGGUGCUCCGUCUGAGAGGUGGUAUGCAGAUCUUCGUGAAGACCUUGACUGGCAAGACCAUCACCCUCGAGGUUGAGCCCAGCGACACCAUUGAGAAUGUCAAAGCUAAAAUCCAAGACAAGGAAGGCAUUCCUCCUGACCAGCAGCGUCUGAUCUUCGCUGGUAAGCAGCUGGAAGAUGGACGCACCCUGUCCGACUACAACAUCCAGAAGGAGUCCACCCUCCAUCUCGUCCUGCGUCUUCGUGGCGGCAAUUAAUCUGCUCAUGUUUAAUAUACAAGUCUUGAAAGUUAUCAGACCAAUUCCAAUUUCCUUUGUUCCUCUUAAUCAUUGAAUAAAGUUCUGGCA